GUGUGUUUGAAGUUGUGUUAGACAUUGUAGGUAAACAAUAGUACCACUUGUGUAUGUACUCUAUGAUGUCUGGUUUUGGUGGACUCGUAGAUGUGAUGCUGAUGGCUUCUGUUCGUCAAGGUAAAGUCGAAGCGACGGAGUUGAUGUGGAAGUGGCGAUACUUAAUUAUUGAUUUUGGAGCAAAAGUUUACGUGGUCUACUGGGAACACAAUGACAAUUACUAGCACACAUACGCAGAGCGAUAUUAUUGGCAGCUACCUAAGACUAAUGUUUUUUCGAUGAGCUUAUUUCAAACUUCUGGAACAAACAAUAGGCAGAGCGAA
Molecule: messenger RNA, 323 nt
Organism: Aspergillus welwitschiae
Lineage: Eukaryota; Fungi; Ascomycota; Eurotiomycetes; Eurotiales; Aspergillaceae
Exons: 1
Coding region: 54-224 (56 amino acids)
Source: RefSeq, a predicted model, not a curated record